GCCAACGCUCUCGGUUUGUGUUGUAUUCAAUUGUUGUAGCUUGAAGUUGGAGCAACAAUUUGUGGAGCGCUCGUUGGUAUCAUAUCGGCAAACUGUUUUUGUUUUUGCACAACAAAAUGCUUUAAUGAAUUCGAUAGUACAACAGAAAGAUACAAAAUUUAUUAGCUACAAUUCUGGGCAAAUCUCAAUAUAAAUCACUGAGUUCAUUGCAAAAACGUCGAUUUGGUGAUUUUCCAAAGCUGCAUUUACUUCUGAAGGCUAUUAGCGCUUAGAACGUGGCAUUUUCUAUAGAAAUCAAGGGAGGUAAACAUUAAGUAGAAGUUGUGAUCUGGCUUACGUGUGAAUUCUGUUCGAUAAGCAAAAGAUCAGCGUAUAUAGUUAUUUGAUUGGUGUUAUAGAGAGAAAAACUGAGGUCAAUAUCAAGAAGACAUAAUGAUUCCUGGCUACGGACCGGUCAUGCAGGCCCUUUUAGGCACACUGUUUACUUGGGGACUAACAGCUGCGGGUGCAGCUUGUGUGAUAUUCGUGCGGGGCAAUCAGCGCAAGUCACUUGAUGCUGCAUUAGGUUUCGCCGCUGGUGUCAUGAUUGCUGCUUCGUUCUGGUCUCUUUUAAAUCCCGCCAUAGAAAUGGCAGAGAGUUCACAUCUGUAUGGUGUUUACGCCUUUAUGCCAGUGUCGGGUGGUUUUCUGCUAGGUGCCAUCUUUGUGUAUGGUUGUGAUAGGCUUAUGUCGUAUCUUGGACUCAACAGCACAAAUAUGAUGAUUUCGAUGACACAAACGAAUAAAGACAAGGCUGAUAUUGCUAUCGAUGAUAUACGCAAUAGUCAAGGCGUUUUAGAUCGCACAGUAACUAAAAGCAUGGAUAGCUUUUCUGAUUGCUUGAGUACACAGCACGGCAACCUUGAACCGCGACGUCGUAAAAAACACAGUGCAGCCGAAUUAGAAGCUCAGCGUACAUACAUAACUGAUAGUCAACGAAACCUUGAAAGCGCAGUGGCACAGUGGAAACGUAUUAUGUUACUGGUGGUUGCAAUAACUGUGCAUAACAUUCCCGAGGGUCUGGCGGUCGGUGUCAGCUUCGGCGCUAUAGGCAGCACUGAAUCUUCCACAUUUGAAGCUGCUCGAAAUUUGGCAAUUGGUAUUGGCAUACAAAAUUUUCCAGAAGGCCUGGCGGUAAGCCUGCCUUUACAUGCCGCUGGUUUUAGUGUGGCACGCGCACUGUGGUAUGGUCAACUCUCCGGUAUGGUGGAACCGAUAUUUGGUAUUCUGGGUGCAGUAGCAGUGACAUUUGCCAAUCUCAUAUUACCUUAUGCAUUGUCAUUUGCGGCCGGCGCAAUGAUAUACAUUGUUGCGGAUGACAUAUUGCCAGAGGCUCAUGCCAGUGGCAAUGGAACGAUUGCCACUUGGGGCACGGUAGCGGGGUUCCUUAUAAUGAUGUGCCUUGAAGUUACCCUAUCUUGAUGUUACAACUACUGCCAUUGUUUUAUUUGUUAUAUAAUUAACUACAAGCAUAAGAUUUUGCGUUUCCAAAGCUACAACGAUCACUUGACCAGCCGCGUAAAUUUGGUACAAAAGCUAUUCUGUUUUGUUUAAGUGAUUAACUACUAUUUACUGAAGUAAAUGUGUGUGUCCUGAUGUAAUUGUGCAUACAAAUUAUGUGUAUGAAAAGGUGAAUUGUUGGAUAUAUGUACUUUAACGUGUAUUUAGUGUUUGUAACGAAUCCACUUAAAUGUGAAAAUUGCGAUUAUGUUUGGAUAUAUGCACGAUAGUUUAGCACAAAAAAGGUGAACGCAUUAAUAAUUUGUACUUUUUAAAAAUCUCGUAACACGGACAAUUGAGUAUUACUUUUGUAAAUAUUUACGGAAAAUAAGAAUUUUUGUAAACACUACUCCUUUAGAAACCGCCGUUUCAUAAAAAUUUGUGAAUACUAUAAUAUUACAUAAAUGGAAUAUUUUAAUGUAUCUCAUUUAAAUACUGAUCAAUAGACACAGUAUAACUUAAUUAGUUUUUAAGUAUGUUUUAUGUUUUGAGAACAGAAAAAACGAAAUAAUUUAAUGAAUAAUAAAAUAAUAUAUAUGAAUAUUUAACUAAAGUGAAGGUGGCAUACUUAAUUGUGAGCGUAAAUAUUUUGUGAGUGUAUACACAGUAGCGAUGAAAUAUUGUAGUAAACAAUUUCCGCAGGUAGCCAAACAAGACGUUGGUAAUCAAUCAAAGCACAUUUUCAAUGGUUACUAUACGCAAGUCGUUAGCUCCGUAUAACAACAACAAUAGUUAAGAUAGCUAAAUUAAAUUCUGAUAAAUAUAAAAUGUCACGAUAAUUUGUGAUGUACACUAAUAACAACAGAUACGUGCAUGUAGGUAUCUUUAAAAAGAUAAAUAAACGUGUACAAGCUUCUAGUUAUCGUGUGUGAACACUGCGGUGACUACACAAGAUCUAUCUAAUCCUGCGUACGAAUAUGUAUAUCUCUUUGCAGUUUCUAGUAUUUUAAAAGUAUUUUAUGGUUAUUGGGCUUCUUCAAUUAUAUUUCAUACAAAUUUCUUUAAAAUACAUUGCAGAUGCUUUUCAGUUGAAUAUAUAUGAAUCUGUCUAACUGUUAUCUUUCAAGAUUUGAUACUUUAAAAGAUAAAUUAUAAGCAUAAUGACUAUUAUUUCAUUCUCUUUUUGGACAAUUAUAAAGAGACAUAUAUUUGGUUGUUGUACCAGGCGAAUUUCUUCCCCAUAAACAUUUACGUAUAUUUUAAUGUUAACAUAUUGUUAACAUGAUAACAGGAAUGCUGCCCUGCAACUGUUGCAAUAAUAACUGAUAUAAACAUCGUACUUGUUAUACCCUCGCAACUUGUUGCAAAGAGUAAAAUAAUAUUGUUAAAUACUGAAUUUUGCAAUGAACACGUGCAAACUUCGGCCUCAACCGAAUGUUAGAUACUGUUUAUUACAUUAUUCGAUUGUAUUAUAUUUAAAUAUUGCUUUCUGACGACACAAUUUUUUGUCUCAUAUUUGAAAUUUGUCAACCCUUGGAACUAUCGAUUAUAUGUAGGUAUAAUUAUUGGGACAAAAUAAUAAAAUUUUUGAUGUGUUUGAUUGAUAUUUGUAAUAUGCCAUAUGAUUUCCAAUGAAUGAACGUGAACUAUUACAAUUACAAACCACCAGAAUGUUCGUAGUUAUUUAGCAGCGCUUUAAAUAUUGAAAUACGAUAGAACUAGAAACAGAGAUCCUAUCGGGUAAAUCAAAUGGGCAUUGUAGAUAUACACCGUAGUGCUUAAGUCGACAAACAACGAAUAAUCUUACAAACAGACAGUCGACGUUAUUCGCAGAGGGCAACUAACACCUUUACAAAGUACUACCCACACAUUUCUUUUCUUUCUUUCUGGAAGAUUAAUCAACGUCUAUUGGUAAAGCAGUUUCUCGAGACAAAAGUAACCUUAGUAUAAUUGUUUACUAUAGCUGUUUAAAGCAUCACCAACUUACAGUAGCAUCAUACAGACACAUCAGUGCACAAAUUUAAAUGUGUUUAAGAGUUUGAGUUGGAACGACAAUCAUCUAUAUAAAAAGUUAUAUAUAUCGUGAAACUUAUUACUUAUUCGCGAAAUGAGCUAGUAAGUCUUAAUGAUAUCGGUCAAAAAUUUGAUUUAGUAUUAUUAGUUUCAGGAAAUCCAAUGGACUACACGUUAUUACUUUUUGGUUUUCUCUUUAUUUCCAUGAAUGUACAUGUUACAUGUAAUUGCCAUAGCUUCACCAUAAAAUAUCUAAUUACGAAUAUUACACUAUACAACCACUAAUAUUGUUGUAAUAAUGUGCUUUAGCUAUUUUUGAUAUAGCAAUGCUGUUAGUAGUUAUUUGAAUUAUUUUAGGCAGAUUAAUUUAUUUAUUUUAAAAUAUAAUGCUACGAAAUAUGAAUGGCUAAAUUAUGCUUACAUGUUGUCAUUUUGACACUUCAUUGUCAGCUUUUAAUUAUGUUAUUAUAGUAUAAGAAAUAUGUACGUACAAGGCCGCGAAACCAUUUACAACAAAUAUUUUUAACUUGUUACAGUUUAAAAUCUGUUACGUUAUAAUAUCAGUAUUCAAGUUGGCCAAAUUUUCAAAAUAUCUUAUCUUGACAUGAAACUUGAUGGUCAUGGAAAUAAUAUUGUAAUAUGAGAAAUUGAUUUUAAUAUAAUAUAUUCUUAAUGACAUCGGUAUAAAGUAUUAUAUACAGAUCACAAGUGGUAAAUUGAUGUUUUCAAGAACAGUUUACAAAUAUUCACAUACACACACAAUACUCGUAUUGCAUUAGAACUAAUUAGAUAAUUUUAGAAACGGGUUAGAGAAAAAUAAUACGUUUGUAGCAUAGUCAAUUCAUUUUAGUGCCCGGUGAUGCUUUUCAUGCUAAUUCAACAAAUUAAUAGCUUUUCCAAUCCUCUCCAUAUUACAUUUAAAUGCAAUUACACAUAAUCCGAUACCGGUAGCAACAACUAUUCACAGCUGAUUAUUAAUACAUUUAAUUAAUACUAGUAAACCGGUUUGCACUUAAACCUAUUAUACAAAGUAUUCCCCACAAAUGAAUACCAUAUUUACUUGAAUACUAAAUCAUUUAUAUUCAGUGUUUAGAGAAAUAAACAUUAACUUACCUUCAUUUUUUCGUAAAGUUCCGGAUUUUCGUAGCGAUCUAUAUUUGAUAUUGGAAACUCGUUUGGAUCACAUAUCAUCCGCUUUUUUUUGCAAGCUUCAACCCACAAAAUCGAAACAACCGGUAUAUUCCAGUUUUUAGCUUUUUUGUAAGUGGACAGCAAACCAUCUUUAAAUAUCACAUGUGUUGUACCUCUGUAAAAAUUGAAAGAUUGCACUAAUUGAAAGAAUCGUAUAAGUCUAAAACAACUUAUAAAUACCUUAGUAAUUUGUCAUUUACGCGUGCACCUAGUUGUGAAAUAACCUUCUUCACACCUUCUGAUCGAUUAUCUUCGCCAGUACGUACUUCAACAUAUACUACAAUGUCGUGCAUGAGUUCCUCUAUUGAUGGUGGUGGAGAUGGAUUGUAUUCU
Messenger RNA from Zeugodacus cucurbitae (melon fly), 5016 nucleotides. It is a transcript of the gene Zip48C, whose product is annotated as zinc transporter ZIP11. NCBI's taxonomy places the organism in Eukaryota, Metazoa, Arthropoda, Insecta, Diptera, Tephritidae. Gene Ontology annotation, cellular component: membrane. The record is from RefSeq and is a predicted model, not a curated record. Gene Ontology annotation, biological process: zinc ion transmembrane transport. The transcript is spliced from 2 exons. The coding region runs from base 433 to 1461 and encodes 342 amino acids. Gene Ontology annotation, molecular function: zinc ion transmembrane transporter activity.